AGCACCAAACUCAAACGCCGAACGACCACACCGGCAACGGUCCACUACGGCUGGCGAUUGUUCACGUUCCGAAACGAGGGUAUGUGAUGAUGAUGAUGAUGAUGACGGCCAAGGAAAGGGAGAUCCGACGUCUUUCGGAAAGGGAGGUACUAGUGUCUCUGCUCCUGCCUCUGGGCGUCUGAACAGUUGGCAUGGUCCGAAUGAGAAGAAGGCGAAGGGAAAGGGAAACGGAAAGCAGGUUGAGAACAAGCCCGAGUUCCAGUAGGACGACGACUUGGGGAGACGGAAGAUGAAGGAUGGCAUUUUGUCGUCUGGGGAUACUUGGACCUUUGAAUCACAGUACCACCAAGUACAAAAGGCUUUGAAAGAUGCGUCGCGGCCUUUACAAGUGCUGGAAGACAUAUCUUCAGAGUCUACACUCCGACAGCAGACAUCGACGCAGCCAGAGAUGCAGGCACAAACACCGACGCAGCCAGAGACGGAGUUAGCAAUACACAUGUCCAAGUCUGAGGGACCCAAGGAGACAGAGACGUCGAAUGAGGAGCCAGAUGGUGCGCCAAAAGAAGAGCUCCAGAAGCAGCCGGGGUACAGUCCAGGCCAAGUCCCAACACAUGUCCCAGAGUAUGCGCCAGCGUACUACGUGCUAGCGGACGCACCAUUGUGUGAGUCGGAGGACAUGCUAGAUGAUCCGCCGUGGUUUGAGCCAAAGUAUACAUUAACGGACGUGCCGACGGAUGGGCCAGUGGACCUCCCACAGAACGUUCCGGAGGAAUCUUCGCAGAGUAUACCAGAGUAUUGUCCUCCAGAAGAAGAAGUCUCAACCACCGUGUCAUGGUAUGAGCGAGAAGUCCUGUCGAACCUGUCAAAGGGAGAGAAAAAUCGGAAAGUCAAUGGGCCAUGGGCCUACAUUGGUGGUGCCACGGAGUCUGACUUCAAGAAGCAAAAGAAGAGGAAUCCAAAGUCCAAGGAACGCGAAGCCAAGGAACCCGAAGUCAAGGAACACGGAGUCAAGGACACUGAAACCGAGAAGCCCGCACCUUCGAACCCUGCAUCUCCAGAUCCUGGAGCAACAAAACUCGAGGAAAUCAAAAACAGUGACUGGUGGGAUUACCACAUUGAUGCCGCCAAUGAGCCUGACUUUGAGAAAAAGAAGAGAGAUCCCAAGUCCAAGGCAACUGAAACCAAGGACACCGACACCAAGAGGUCCGUACCUUCAAAGCUUGCGUCGUCUUCGGAUCCUGAAGCAACAAAACUCGAGGAGAUUAAGGUCAGUGAUUGGUGGGAUUACCACAGGUGACACCCACGAGUCUAUCUUUGGCCCGACAAAGACAGGGAGAUCCGAGACUGAGCCGGGAAUUGAAGAGCUCGCAAGCCCGUCUGAUGGGAUCCUUUUGAAGACCAAUGAAAGUGAAAAUUCCGGGCUGGCUGAGCUUGAGGCA
Molecule: messenger RNA, 1439 nt
Organism: Neurospora hispaniola
Lineage: Eukaryota; Fungi; Ascomycota; Sordariomycetes; Sordariales; Sordariaceae
Exons: 1
Coding region: 290-1297 (335 amino acids)
Source: RefSeq, a predicted model, not a curated record